Messenger RNA from Hippopotamus amphibius kiboko, 5421 nucleotides. RefSeq names its product phosphate cytidylyltransferase 1A, choline (gene PCYT1A). Gene Ontology annotation, molecular function: phosphatidylcholine binding; choline-phosphate cytidylyltransferase activity. Lineage: Eukaryota; Metazoa; Chordata; Mammalia; Artiodactyla; Hippopotamidae. Bases 454 to 1557 code for a protein of 367 amino acids. The transcript is spliced from 9 exons. The record is from RefSeq and is a predicted model, not a curated record. Gene Ontology annotation, biological process: CDP-choline pathway. Gene Ontology annotation, cellular component: endoplasmic reticulum.
GGUCUGCCGGGGAGGGACGGAGCCGGGAGGCGGGCAGAAGGGGAGCCACCGCGGGAGCGCUUCUUGACGGACGGCCAUGAGCACGCGUGACACGCCACGGCCGUGGCUCAUUCCUGAUGCCCCGUAUCUUCGCCGCCUGCUCGAAUUCCGCACGGACACCGACGCUUUGCCAUGUUGUCUUCCGUCUCGGGGGAUCUCGGUUCAGUCGCUCUGUACCCGGGGCCACUGUGGAGGCGGACCUAGUGUGUCAGGGGUCGUGGUUUCCAGGGAGCAGCCGUGGUCGGAGCGACAAGAGGGCGGGCAGUAGGCGGGACUUCCGGCCCACGGUUCCGUCAGCUGCCUUUCCCGGGCGUCUCCCCGCAACCUCCUCAGCUUCCCUCGUCCGUGACGCGGCGCCCCGGAGAAAUUCGACGGGAGGGCGACCGGGGGCGCGCGAGCUGCAGUUAAAAGAAGAUGGAUGCACAGAAUUCAGCCAAAGUCAACAUGAGGAAGAGGAGGAAAGAGAUACCUGGACCCAAUGGGGCAACAGAGGAGGAUGGAAUUCCUUCAAAAAUGCCACGCUGUGCAAUUGGCUUACGGCAACCAGCGCCUUUUUCUGAUGAAAUUGAAGUAGACUUUAGUAAGCCCUAUGUCAGGGUAACUAUGGAAGAAGCCAGCAGAGGAACUCCUUGUGAACGGCCUGUGAGAGUUUAUGCAGAUGGAAUAUUUGACUUAUUUCAUUCUGGUCAUGCCCGGGCUCUAAUGCAAGCAAAGAACCUUUUCCCUAAUACAUACCUCAUUGUGGGAGUUUGCAGUGAUGAACUAACGCACAACUUCAAAGGCUUCACCGUGAUGAAUGAAAAUGAGCGCUAUGAUGCCGUGCAGCACUGCCGCUAUGUGGAUGAGGUGGUGAGGAACGCCCCCUGGACCCUGACGCCAGAGUUCCUGGCGGAACACCGGAUUGAUUUUGUGGCCCAUGAUGACAUCCCUUAUUCUUCUGCUGGGAGUGACGACGUUUAUAAGCACAUCAAGGAAGCAGGCAUGUUUGCUCCAACACAGAGGACAGAGGGUAUCUCCACAUCGGACAUCAUCACCCGAAUUGUCCGCGACUAUGAUGUGUACGCCAGGCGGAACCUACAGAGGGGCUACACGGCAAAGGAGCUCAACGUCAGCUUUAUCAAUGAGAAGAAAUACCACUUGCAGGAGCGAGUUGACAAAGUAAAGAAGAAAGUGAAAGAUGUGGAGGAAAAGUCAAAAGAAUUUGUUCAGAAGGUAGAAGAAAAAAGCAUUGACCUCAUUCAGAAAUGGGAGGAGAAAUCUCGAGAAUUCAUUGGAAGUUUCCUGGAAAUGUUUGGUCCAGAAGGAGCACUGAAACAUAUGCUGAAAGAGGGGAAAGGCCGGAUGCUGCAGGCCAUCAGUCCGAGGCAGAGUCCCAGCAGCAGCCCCACUCGUGAACGCUCCCCUUCUCCCUCUUUCCGGUGGCCCUUCUCUGCCAAGACGUCCCCGCCUUCCUCCCCAGGAAACCUCUCCAGACACAAGUCUGCAGCCUAUGAUAUCAGUGAGGAUGAAGAAGACUAGUUUUUCCUCUCUCCUUUCCUCUCCCCUCCCUCUGUCCCACCACCUUGAGAAGCUCUCUGUUGAAUUCCAAAUUGUGAUCCCGACACGAAACCUAAGGACAGCUACAAAGGAAAGACAAUCGGGGCAAGAGGACUUAGGACGGGGGGCCAGACAGCCUAUCCUCCGAGAGACGUCACCCACCCCCACGAAGAAGGAGGCUAACAUCUUAGAAGCCUGUUCUGCACCCAUAUACCCUGCCCAUGGACUUUGCUUUACUGUUUAUGUUCAUGUGAUCUUGACAGGGAAAUGGUCAUUUUUAUUAAUUUUUUAAAAAUUAGUCUUUCAAAUGGAGUAAGUAGAACUAAUUUUUUGCCCCCGAGGAGUGGGCAGAAGGAAGUGGUGUGAUACCCAGAGGCCUUUUCUUCCUGAUACACUAUAGUGUUUGCCUUCUGUUCUGAGGCACACUGUUUUGCCAAGUCCUUCAGGCAGUGAGCCAUGCUGAUGGGUGACUUGGAGGGGAAAUAUCCUAAUUGUGCUUUCCUUUAACAGAAGCUAAACGCUGAGUAACAGUCACAAAUCCCCCACGUGUGCUGCUGGCACGUGCGUCCCUGUGGCUAUGGAGAGAAGGCGAUCCGAGUCUAACUGUUCUUACUCCCUGAGCAGUUAUCUCGUUGGACCCAGUGGGGUCCAUGAAGGCACUGAUGGGGAUGGAACCAGACCCCAUGGCGUCAGCUGAGGUUUUCCUGCUGUGUUCAUCUUCUCAGAAAACUCUGUUGCCCAGUUAUUUGGGAGCUCUUGUCAGUCUCUUUCCUGUGAUCUACCUUUAAAGGGAGGAACACUGUAGGUUUCCUCUGAUUGAGGAGGGGAGUGGGACAAUACUCAACCCUAUACAAAGGCAGUUUAGAUUAGUUUUCCGCCUGGGAGUAAGUCCCUGGCCCUGCGACUCCUGUCCUCAUUACCUAGCUUUUUACAGAGGAUGCUUUGUAAAUGUCUACAGUGUGAACGUGAUGUGUUAAUCCACGUUGCUCAUAACCUUACUGAAUGUUCAGAGAGAUUUGCACAGAACAUAGGCGCAAAAGCAGAGGAAACACACGCCUUUUUAAAGCCUUAUCUUGACCUCUUUCCCUCUUAAGAGUGUCCUUGACUGGAACCAGUGCUCCAUGAGGUGUUUCUUUCCCCCUGGGAGUUGGAGCGGGCAGGGACUCCCAUCCACUGCCCUUCCAGCAAGGCGCUGAGCAAGGGCUCACAUUACAAGAGUGUGGUAGGUUGCCUUCCUCUCCCUCUGCCUUGUUGCACCUCCCUUGUUAUGUUGCCCAGGGGAUUCACUGCUAAAACUUCAUGUCAGAGAAUGCUGAAGCUUAACCCUUGCUGUUAAGCACGCGCUCCUUUGAAGCCUCUCGUGUCCUACAGUACGCGACCUAGCAGAUGGUCAUCCGUCAUAAUCCUGUAACUGUGUUCAGGGGAAAAUGGUUUAUGUCCAGGCCCCAUCCCGUCACUCAUACAUACCCCUUGUGGGGGUGGAGUUGUAGUGUUUUCAGCUGAGAAAACCAUAUCUUGUCUUUCCUUGCCCCUCUGCUAGGGCCCCUCCCCAAACACUUUCUUGUAACACCUGCUCUUCUGCCAGAGGGUGGGUGGCUGGAAUCACUGCCUGCCCGCACAGCAGGACUACCUAGGUUCUUAAAACUCAGCUCCUCCAGAGCGGCAGAGCGCAGCAGAGUAGAGGGACAAAGAGGGGGAGCCUCUUGUCCUGAUGGCCUUUGAAAAUUCCACUUCUAACUCUUCUCACGAAGUGCUAUUUUUACUAUCGAAUCUGGUUUACACAAGCUUUGGCUUGGAAUCCUUUUUCUAGAACAGUUGAAGUUAAUGUUUUCCUACAUUACCCAGCUUCAUAUGAUCACAUAUUUUAACUUUUCUGCUUCAGUCUUCCCUCUUUGGGAAUUUUGCCCAUUUCUGUCAAUAGAAAAGCAGUGAACUCACCACUGAAGCCCACCUGUGUGUUCUCUCAAAGUACACAUGUUAUCCAAGUGUAUUUGGAAAGGGAGGUGCCCAGAAUGUAAUUUUCCUCCCUGCAGUCACUCCUCACGUGUGCUGUCUGGGUCCCACAUGUUUGGUCCUCCUCCUCUGCUCUGUAAAUGGGCUGCUUCUGGCAUGUCCUGCCCUUGGAAUGUGACCUCUAGGCUGACAAGCUCCAUGAGCCUGCCAGCACCAGCAUGUGCACAUGUUCUUGGAAAACUCCCAUCCCUUCUGGUGAGCCUCUGUGGCAUCCGUCUCCUAACACUUGUAUAAUCCUCAAAUAAUUGUGACCGAAAGCAAAAAAUCUCACGGCGUGGCAUGCUGGAUGCGCUGGGAUGAAUGUGACCCUACAUGCCAGACCAGACUGGGUGGGUGGAGGAAGCUGUUGGGACAGUGCAUUGUUUAAUCAUUUGUGCCUAAUUAAGUGAGGUUAGAGGUUUGCACUCCACAACUGUGCAUGUAUCUGUAAAUCUUUAAAUAUUAUUGUUAAUAUUAACUUAUGACAUUAAUUUUAAUGUUAAUUAGCCAUUUCCCUGAAUGCCACACACACAGCUGUUAGCCUGAAUAGGCCAAGUGUGGCAGGAAUGGGAGAGCCUUAAACGCUGCUUGGCCUCAGAGCCUCUCUCUGUAAGAGAGAAGGAGUGUGGAGACAGAAGCCCUGUGGCCGGUGCUGAGGAGCUGCCGUUGCAUCAGUGACCGUGAGAUGAGCUGGGCAGAAAGUUUGUUCUUUUCGUACACUAGACUCAGUAGCACUAAGGGAUAGAGGUUGAAAUUUUAGAGGAAUAGAAAUGGAUCAUUUGUACUGCUGCAGCUGCUUCUGAUAGCUAGAGCCAAAGACCAUUAUUUUGCUGAGGCUUGGGUAAGAAGGUUGGGGAUGUGAGGAGGUUGAAAAUCCUGAAUGAGAGAAAAAGAUUGAGGGAGGUCAAGAGAGCUUUUGACCAGUCCGGUCACUAGUGACUUGCUAGGCAGCACCUGAGUUGCGUUUUCCUUGUUUGUGACCACACAGCUGUCCAGGCAGUCUUAGAAUAUUCCCUCCACAGUGGUUCUUCACCGUGCUUCUUAUUCUCUUUCUUGACCUGUGGGUAGCUUUUGUUUUUCUGGAGCUCAUUGCCUUUCUAAUCCUGUUUUCAGACCCUAUAUCUAAAAUCUUUCCAAAUCAAGUAUAUUUUGCUGCUUUUGUUUAAUUUCCUAAAAGCCAUAGCUUUUACAUUUUCUGUUAGCACAAACUAUCACCAGAAGUGGAACCAAUACCAGUAGGAAAGCGCUCCCUUAACAAUGUUUUUAACUAAUGGUAUUUUUUUUAACCUUACCAAUAUAAGUAUUUUUAAAAUUAUAUUUUUCAAGGUCAUUCAAUGAUUGUUCUUGUUUUCUCUCACAGAGUAGAUUGUCAUGGGAUAAAGAGUAGUCCCUAGCUAUUAUUUUUCCAAAUAAGUAGAAUAUGUUCUUGGGAUAAUACUAUUAAAUGUUAAUUUUCUUUAAAAGAAAGAAGGAAGAUACUCUGUCUGCCAAAGUUUAAUGUUAGUACUCAGAUUGGGGUAGAAAACAAAAAUCCUUGGUUUAACAUUAGGAUGACUCCAGUUGUGUUGUUUUUAGCUUUCAGGCGGGCUUUCCCACCCUUAGGGAGGCACUGCCUGCUUUGAACACAGAGACCUGAUUGGUUGAGUUGUUUUGUAUUGAGGAUCCUGAACAGAAGGAGUGUUGGAAAGAAACACUGGCCUGGGCCUGAAUGUUGGCCCCAUCACUAGUGCCAGUGUCCACAGGGGCGUUUUCCUCCAUUGCUGUUGAGUAUAUUGUUUUCCUGUCUGAGUGUUAUUCAAUUGUUCAGUUAUUUUGGCUUUUGUCAUUAGCCAAAUAAAGGCAAAGUGAUUUUUA